GGAGGGUUGCCUGUCUAUUUGCCUGUUGGAAUCAGUAACAUACCCAAACAAUACCUCUUCAAUAUGCCUUGAGCUUUUCUUUAUAGUUAUGAGGUACAGCACGUUUCAGUCAACUUAAAAGUUAAACAAUUGCAAGGUGAAACGUACGCCUUCAGUGUGAUUCAACUCUUAUGUUUUCGUUAUGGCAGCGGGAUGCCUCAGUUGUAGGCUACACCUUUACCCCCUCCCCUCUUCAGAGUAUUUUUGUUUCUUGCAUUGGUUAUCAUUUUUUUCACAGUGUUAAUUUAUAAGCGGAUACAUUUACUCCAAAGGUAUCAACGAAAGUUGUAUGAAGGUCGUGCGAAUUCCAUCUGCGAGGUUCGAGUGCACAAUUGUUAGCGACGCCUUGGCGGCGCAACAGUGGGAGCAUAUACAGGCUGAAGAUCAUAUGACCCAAGAUGGACCCCUGAGGGACCCCAUAUGAGAUGGGAGCAGAUGAUGAGGACAACUGACCAAUAGACCCAGAGAAAGUCCAAUGUGGGUCGUUAUAUUAAAUCAUGGCGGACUUCUGCCUGCGACCUCCGUGGCCUGUUCUAUAAUUGACUAGUUGCCGUUUGGCUCUCCUGUCUUCAGGACACAGUUUCUGCAUGACUUUUGGACUGAAAGUAAAGGAAAAGAAACCCAGUAUUUUUGGUUGCAUUGUGGUUUGACCAUAACCGCCACCAUUCCGUGCUGCAAAGGUGACCCCAGAAUGUCUUCAAAUGGAGACUUACAAGAUUCUGGGAGCUGUGAAAGCUUCUGGGAGCCUGGGAACUACAAGAGGACUGUGAAGCGCAUUGAUGAUGGCCACAAGCUAUGCAAUGAGCUAAUUAGCUGUUUCCAGGAGAGGGCCAAGAUUGAGAAGAGCUACUCACAACAACUAAGUGACUGGGCCAAGAAAUGGCGGGUAGUCGUAGAGAAAGGUCCUCAGUAUGGCACACUGGAAAAAGCAUGGCAUGCCUUUAUGAAUGCAGCUGACCAUCUGAGUGAGAUCCAUAUGGAGCUGCGAGAGCGUCUUGUGAUGGAGGACAGUGAAAAAGUACGCAACUGGCAGAAAGAGGCAUUCCACAAACAGAUGAUUGGUGGCCUACGAGAGACAAAAGAAGCUGAUGAAGGUUUUCGUAAAGCCCAGAAGCCCUGGGUUCGCAAACUUAAGGACGUGGAGUCUUCUAAGAAGAGCUAUCACCAAGCACGCAAGGAGGAGCGGACAGCCAUUACAAGGGAAACCCAUGCCAAAGCAGACACCACAAAGUCACAGGAAGAGGUCCGCAAAUUCACAGAUCGUGUGGAGAAGUGUACUCUGGAAACUGACAAGGCAAAGGAUCGCUAUGAGAAGGCGCUAGAAGAGUUGAACCGCUGCAAUCCACGCUAUAUGGAAGAUAUGGAACAAGUAUUUGAGAUCACUCAAGAUACAGAGAAAAAGAGGCUCUGCUUCUUCAAAGAAGUUAUGUUGGACAUCCACAAGCACCUGGAUCUCUCUAACUGUGACAGGUUCAAGGCCUUGUACUCUGAUCUGAGCCAGAGCAUCACUGCAGCCAAUGAUGCAGAGGACCUGCGCUGGUGGAGGAACACUCAUGGCCCAGGCAUGAGCAUGAAUUGGCCUCAGUUUGAGGAGUGGUCCCCUGAGGCGACACAUUCCAUUGGGAAGAGGGAUAGGAACAACAAGGGAAAUGAUGAGGUCACCCUAACCAACAUUGCAUCUGCUGGAGAUGAGACACCACAGGAAACCAGAGCUGUGAAGGACUAUUCCUCAGAGUGGUCCGAUGAGGAAAGCCCCAAGAAGUAUAUUGCAACAAAUGGAGUGGAAGAAGAGGAAGAUAAAGUGGUUGCCGUUCGUGUGAGAGCUCUGUAUGAUUACACAGGGCAGGAGGCUGAUGAACUGAGCUUUCAAGCAGGUGAAGAGUUGUUGAAACUUGGGGAAGAGGAUGAGCAGGGCUGGUGCAAAGGUCAGCUUGACAAUGGCGAAGUGGGUCUCUACCCUGCUAACUAUGUACAGAAAAUUGCAUCCUGACAACAAUAAAACCACUGUGCCUACUAAA
This is a messenger RNA of Alosa alosa (allis shad), 2057 nucleotides long. RefSeq names its product protein kinase C and casein kinase substrate in neurons 3 (gene pacsin3). Gene Ontology annotation, biological process: plasma membrane tubulation; cytoskeleton organization; regulation of endocytosis. Bases 731 to 2029 code for a protein of 432 amino acids. NCBI's taxonomy places the organism in Eukaryota, Metazoa, Chordata, Actinopteri, Clupeiformes, Clupeidae. Gene Ontology annotation, cellular component: cytoplasm; endosome; plasma membrane. The record is from RefSeq and is a predicted model, not a curated record. Gene Ontology annotation, molecular function: phospholipid binding; protein binding. The transcript is spliced from 12 exons.